Messenger RNA from Ceutorhynchus assimilis (cabbage seed weevil), 1092 nucleotides. The record is from the annotation of a GenBank genome assembly. NCBI's taxonomy places the organism in Eukaryota, Metazoa, Arthropoda, Insecta, Coleoptera, Curculionidae.
AUGCCUCUUUUUGGUAAAGACAAAAAAGCCAAAAGCAAAAAUAAUAAUGGCAAUAAAGACUCUACUAGUGGUUUAUUGGAAGACAAAUACAUACUUAAAGAACAACUUGGCACAGGAGCCUUUUCCGAAGUAAGACUGGCUGAAAGCAAAGAAAAACCCAAUCACUUAUUUGCUGUCAAAAUAAUUGACAAAAAAGCCCUCAAAGGCAAAGAAGAUUCCUUGGAAAACGAAAUAAUGAUUCUGAGAAAACUAAAACACCCAAACAUUGUCCAGCUACUAGAGACUUUUGAAGACAAAACAAAAGUCUAUUUAAUAAUGGAACUUGUCACUGGCGGAGAACUAUUUGACAGAAUAGUAGAAAAAGGCUCUUAUACAGAAAAAGAUGCAGCCCACUUAAUCCGCCAAGUCUUGGAAGCAGUAGACUACAUGCACCAACAAGGUGUAGUCCAUCGGGACUUGAAACCUGAAAACCUACUCUACUACAGCCCUGACAAAGACAGCAAAAUAAUGAUAAGUGACUUUGGCUUAUCAAAAAUGGAAGAUGGCGGUAUAAUGGCUACAGCUUGUGGCACCCCUGGCUAUGUAGCCCCAGAAGUUUUAGCCCAAAAACCUUACGGCAAAGCAAUAGAUGUUUGGUCUAUAGGAGUCAUAUCUUAUAUCCUACUUUGUGGCUAUCCACCUUUUUACGACGAAAACGAUGUUAACUUGUUUGCCCAAAUACUAAAAGGCGAAUUCGAAUUUGACUCACCUUACUGGGACGAAAUAAGCGAUUCUGCCAAAGAUUUUAUUAAAAAUCUAAUUUGUGUCAACGUAGAAAAACGCUUUAGUUGCAAACAGGCUUUAGAUCAUCCCUGGAUUUCGGGCAAUGAGGCCUCGAGCAAAAACAUCCACGGCACCGUUUCUGAGCAACUGAAAAAGAACUUUGCCAAAUCAAGAUGGCGGCAAGCCUAUCACGCUACAGCUGUCAUCAGGCAAAUGCAACGAAUGGCUCUGAGCAGCUGUCAAAAGAGUCCUCAGCCGCCCCAAUCUGCUGGCAGUUCGGGCGGGGAACAAUCUAGGGGGAGUAGCGCUUCGUCGUCUGGUAAACUGUAA